Castor canadensis (American beaver) is the source of this 959-nucleotide messenger RNA. It is a transcript of the gene Drc12, whose product is annotated as dynein regulatory complex subunit 12 homolog. Lineage: Eukaryota; Metazoa; Chordata; Mammalia; Rodentia; Castoridae. The record is from RefSeq and is a predicted model, not a curated record.
GGAAAACAUUCUUAUAUCCAGACCUACUCACAAGGUUCUCCCUCUCCUAGGACAGCAAGGACAUGCCACCUAAGACCAAAGACAAAGGGAGGAAAGCUGGAGCACAGAAGAAGAAAAAGAACCCAGGUGCUGAUGUGGAGGCUGAAGGCAAGCACAGGCUGGUGCUGCUGGAGAAGGAGCUGCUCCGAGACCAGUUGGCUCUACGGAGAGAUGAGGCCCGCCGAGCCAAGGCUUCCGAAGACCUGCUGAAGCAGAGAUUGCAAGGGUUGGAGGCUAAACUGGGAAGAGCUCGAAGCGAAGGGAAGGCUAUAUAUGCAGAGAUGAGCCGCCAACAAUGGGCCCUGCAGGAGAAGAUGGAGACUCAAAGCAAGCAGCUGGAGGAAGAAACGAAGAUCCUCCGGGAGCAGCUAGAAACAUGCCAGAAGGAGGCUGAGGCUGCAAGGGAAGAGGCAGAGCAAGCACUUAAAGAACAGGACCAGGUCCUAGCUCAGCUUCGGGCCCAUGUGGAAGACAUGGAGGCCAAGUAUGAAGAAAUCAUACAUGGAAACCUGGACCAGCUCUUGGCCAAGCUGAGAGCUGUCAAGCCUCAGUGGGAUGAGACUGUGCUCAGACUCCACGCCAAGCACAAGGAGCAGCUGCGCCAAUUUGGUCUCAACCCUCUGGAUCUUUGAGGCUGCCAGCCUCUAGUCUCUGAGUCGUAGCAAUAAAGCAUCUUGAUGUAGAAUUCAAUGGAGCUGUGGGCUAGGACCUUUGGCAGAGAGGAGUGGUCCUUAUGGAGCCAUAUUAGUUCUGGGUUGCCCCAUUAUGCCAAAGACAGAGAGAUAGGAAAGAAAUCUGACGUGGUCUCAACCUCUCUCCUGUAGAAAGUGGGUCACACUCCUUGUGGUCUCCUCAAAACACCUCCACUAAUCCCCACCAACAAAAGCAGACAGCCAAAUUUAUAGGGAAACUCUACUUCU